This is a messenger RNA of Phaeoacremonium minimum UCRPA7, 624 nucleotides long. RefSeq names its product putative vitamin h protein. The transcript is spliced from 2 exons. Bases 1 to 624 code for a protein of 207 amino acids. Gene Ontology annotation, biological process: transmembrane transport. The record is from RefSeq and is a predicted model, not a curated record. NCBI's taxonomy places the organism in Eukaryota, Fungi, Ascomycota, Sordariomycetes, Togniniales, Togniniaceae. Gene Ontology annotation, cellular component: membrane. Gene Ontology annotation, molecular function: transmembrane transporter activity.
AUGGCCUCUUCAAGAGCAGGCAGCAAUGAAGAUGAGAAGGGAGAUACCUCCCCCUCGGUCCAGUCUGUUCCGAACAGUGACCAAUUGGCCGUCAGUGAUGCAGUGGCGGUUAAACGUCUGGUUAGAAAGACGGACCUACUCAUGAUGCCGGGUUUAGCACUCGCAUACUUCACCCACACAUUGGACAGAGCAAAUUUGGGUAAUGCCAAGACAGACACUUUUGAGAAAGAUCUCCAUCUCGUUGGCAAUCAAUUCAAUCUGCUCCUUGUGCUCUUCUACGUGCCGUACGGGCUGUUCAAUAUUCCUUGGUCAAUACUCGCCAAACGAUUCAAUUCCAAGGUAAUUAUCCCCAUCGCUAUCGCCAUCUGGGGCACAUGCACCCUCGCGUCCGUGGCAACGACAAACUUCGGCGGUAUCAUGGCUUGCCGAAUCAUUAUGGGUGCUGCCGAAGCAGCGUACAAGCCUUGUGAGGUCUACUACCUCUCUCUGUUCUAUACCCGCAAAGAAAUGGCGCUCCGCGUGUCAUGGAUAGGGCAGAUGGGCUUCAUUGCCGGCGCCGUUAGCGGUCUUAUUUCGUGGAGUGUGUUCCAAUGGACAGGUCAUCUCAAGGUCAGUACCUGUUAG